Molecule: messenger RNA, 1657 nt
Organism: Triticum aestivum (bread wheat)
Lineage: Eukaryota; Viridiplantae; Streptophyta; Magnoliopsida; Poales; Poaceae
Exons: 6
Coding region: 157-1242 (361 amino acids)
Source: RefSeq, a predicted model, not a curated record
GCACACCGUUGCUUCCUCUCCCUUUCCAUUUCCUUCCUUCCUUGUCAUUUCCUCCAAUCGAAUUGGUUCCCCAAAUCUUAGGGUUAGGGUUUCGUCUAUUCCGUACCUUCCUCCCAUAUUAGCGCGUCUGGUCCCUGAGCUUGCUUUGCGCGUGGGAUGAUGGGCACUGCCGUGGACCUAGGACGGAGGCAGGGCGACAGCCGCUUCUACGACGCUGCCAGGGCUCGACGAGGGCACCAUCACGGCCUUCCCAAGUCGAGGUGCGCAGCCGCCGCCGUUACCCAGGAGAAGGCGCCGGAGGAGCCCUCCCAGUUGCCAGCGUCCCCCGUAGGAGUUGCAGGCAACCUCAAGAGGUUCGUGGCAGCCGUUACGCUGUCCGUGCCGGCGGAGUACCCCUCCGAGAGAGGAGAGUGGAGGGGUUGCGGCGUGGAUGCCAACCGGGAGAGGCCCUACUUCGUUCUUGACGACCUAUGGGAGGCGUACAAGGAGUGGAGUGCGUAUGGUGCCGGGGUGCCGCUCGUUCUUGACGGGUGCGACGGGGUCGUGCAGUACUAUGUGCCUUACUUGUCCGCCAUCGAGCUCUAUGGAGACUCAUCAGUCCUGCAGUCAUCGUCCAACCCAAGGUUACAUAUGAUGGACGACAGUGAUGAAGAUUUCCAUGAUUCCAGCAGUGAUGGUAGCAGUGAUUAUGAACAUGCAAGGGUCAAACACUUUGCUCAGGAAGGCUUCUCAAGGGAUGUUGGUGAAUCUGGAGUUACUCAUGGCCGCUUGCUCUUUCAGUACCUCGAGUUUGAUUCUCCGUUUUGCCGUGAACCUUUGACUGAUAAGAUUUCUAGCCUUUCAGCCAGAUUUUCAGGAUUGAGGACCCUUAGGAGUUGUGAUUUAUCAGCGCGUAGUUGGAUGAGCAUCGCUUGGUACCCAAUUUAUCGUAUCCCUACUGGACCAACAUUAAAAGAUUUAGAUGCCUGCUUUCUCACUUUCCAUCAGCUUUCAAAUUGCCCGCAAGGAGAUAAUCUGUGGGCUCCUGAUAAUCUGUGGGCUCCUGAUAGCACACCAAACAUACCACUCCCAGUUUUUGGUUUGGCUUCCUACAAGUUUAGCAACUCAGUCUGGUCCUCAACUGAUGGUGAUUGGAAACUGGCUAGCUGCUUAAGGCAAGCUGCUGCCGAUUGGCUGAGAGACAGCCGUGCUGGCCAUCCAGAUUAUCAGUUCUUCGUCUCCCGUGGUGCAUACAACAGGUAGUGACACCAAAUCUGUGCUUUCCGCAGAGCUCAUGAAAGAAUGUCCGAAGAGUGUCUUGUGAACAUGAUUAAGUUCCAAGUGACUGACUGGUUGACUGCUUCCAAAUCUGAUGCAUGUUACCACAAGAUUUGAAGCUUGGAUGGUGAGAAGUAACCUGUCCUGCUUUGUAAAUUGCACUAAUAGGUAGAUUUCGGCCGUCUAUGUUUUUAUACUUGUAGUCAGUUGGUCUGUGGGAAGCUGGUCUGAGAAUGAAAAAAAGGAAAAAAGAAAAGAGAAGAAAUGAAAAAAGGUGGUGAAAAAGCUUGCACUUCAGAUGUAGUUUGAGCUGUCCAACUUAUGUAAUACAAAUAGUAUGGGGACAAAUUUUGAUGAAAACACCCCUCAUUGUCUGUACACAUAUCAAGUGUUGCUGGCA